This is a messenger RNA of Symbiodinium sp. CCMP2592, 10665 nucleotides long. The record is from the annotation of a GenBank genome assembly. Lineage: Eukaryota; Dinophyceae; Suessiales; Symbiodiniaceae.
AUGCUCGUCGCACUUCCGUUGCCGGCCACACAGGACGAGCUCGUGCAGGCGAUCCAGUGUGUGCGUCACAGUGAGGGAGCUUCGGCCUUUCCGCAGCUCCUUUCCGUUCUGCCUCAACCCUCCCAUGGCAUUGCGACCUUCAUUGCACAGCCUCCCUGGACUGCCGGGGCCAAUCUCAUUUGUCUUGACACCUCAGCCAUUGAUGGUCGACUGUUUGUCGCUCAGACGCCAUCCUACGUCAACAAGCACGACCUCAUUUCCAUUGCUGGCCUUUUAGAGCCCAUUGAUUAUGAGGUUUUCUAUAGUGUUGACCACAUACCUAUAGAAGACAUGCCCGUCCACCUUUUCCCGGGGGCCCUGGUUACGUUCCAACAUGUGGGACAGGGCCUCACCCAUCCUUCCACGUUAGGAGAACUUCUUCAGUCUCGCGCUGCAUGGGACCCGGGUGCCGCUCUUCCUGCGCCGUCCUUUCCUGCGGCGCAUUGUGUGGUGCACAAAGGCAUGUCAAGACUUUGUGUUGAUGCGCUUCGCUCACCCAUGCGCUACAGGGAGACUAUCGCGGGAGCCACUGGGGCAGACCCAAUGCGUAUGAGAUUGUUUGCAGCACACCCCAGCCCUCCCGAUGUGGCUGUCUUGGGCGUCACCUGUCCACAUGUGCUUGCGGUGGCGCAUCCGCCUCCCGGUGCCCCGGGAGCCAUCUGGCAUUGUGCACUUAUAGAUUCUCUCUUCGCCCUGCUCCAACACUGUGUACCACUCGGGUGGAGACUCCUCCUCGACGGCAGGCCAGAAGCCCCGGGUGUACUCUGGAUUGCACCGGGACAGAUCAUAAUUGCCACCCUUGCGCCAGCAGACCCCCCAGCGCAGGAUUCUCAGGCCCAAAUGACAGCCUCUAGUCCUAACAGCAGUGGAGGUCAUGGCCCACCGGGCAUUGCUGCAGAUCUUCCGCACCCGACUGAGGAACCAGAGGCCACGCACGGGGGCCCCCCAGCAGAUCACGCCGAUGCACAUAAUGCCGAUAAGGUCCUAGCUGUCUUCCUUGUACAUGCUUUAGAUUAUACUCCUGAGCAUGUUCCUGUUGAGAUUCAAGUUCCUUCGGCGGUUACUCGCACCUUGCAGCAGGUGACACAGGCCAGAGAUCCCCUGAGGAGACAGUGGUUUCCCAGACUCUUGCCGGUAAGCCAUCAGACCCGAUCCGGUCAGGCUUCCAUCAUUGCUUUACCUCCUUGGGAUAGUCCUGGAAUUACGGUUUUGUGUGAAAAUGGUUUUGCCGACAACACCUGCUUCGCUGCAGAGGUUCCACCUUUUGCUCAGCGACAUUUGCUGCUCGCCCUCAUUGAUCUGCCGGCGACUAGCACUGCUUGUGUCUAUGUCCGCGAUAUGCCCUGGCCUCUUGCCGAUGGGGCCACGGUUGCGCUGUCCCAUGGAGAUUUUAUCUCCAUCCAGCCGAUUCACCAUGAUGUUGCGGUGCUUCACACGCUUGAUGACAUGCUCCAUGAUGCUGCCAUCUGGCGGGCCAGAGAGCAACUAACCUCGCGAGGUUUCGAUCUCUUUUGGCUACUUACGGACGGAUACCCGAGAAGCUUCCGUUUUGAUCGCGACAGGCGCCAUCGACUUCGACAUGACCUGUCCCAAGCUCUUCGUAUCCCAGUGAGUGAAUUGCGGAUUCGACCCAGUCGCUCUGGCCCACAGGACCUUGCUAUCAAGGGUUUUGAGAUUAGUGCCGUGAUAAUCACAACCUCGCUUGGUAUUAGGCUUGAGGACGCUGGACACGGACUCUUUCCAUACAUCCUCGACUUGCGACCCAUAUCGAGGGGUAUCGAAUGGGGAGCCAAUGUUGAAGGAGUCAUUGACCUGCGACAACUCGCACGCCGGUUUGAGCCAAGAUGCCCACCCGGGCUUCGGGUCAGCUGUGUCGGUGGUAGGCCAGAACCUCCUCCCUUGCAAAAUUUUGCUAGGUUCAGUCCUGGGGAUGUAUUCCAGGUCUCCUUUGAGCCCGCGCCGUUGCGGCCAUGGCCCGUCCAGGAAGACGACGUUAUCCCUGUGAAUCACGGUGAUGACUCAGAGCAGGGUGCUCCCCCGCACAAUCCUCAGAGUGGACUGCAUGAUGCAGGCACAGGUGGCUCCACAGGCAGUGUGAAUUUGUCUGGCAUUGCAGGCAGUCGAGCCGGUUCUGCCCUCACAAGAACCAUUGUGCCUGUUCUUGGUGCGAGAUGGAUCCUCUUCGUUGCCUUGAUGGGAUCCCUGUCUCGCCCCUCCACUGCCAUGCAAAUAGGGGUCAGCACUGGGAUAGGUGACGUAGAGGGUGAUCGAGCAAACAUGUGGACGACAAGUCUUUGUGCUGAAGCCCAUACAAGUGGGCCCUUGUCCGACACCUCUGUGCUCUCAUCCUCUUCUGCCCACCCGCAACACGACACUCUUCUCCACAGUCCCUUCAAGAGACUGCCCACGCCGCUUUCUACCUCGCAAGCACCCUUCUCGAUGUCCUGGUUGAGCGGACAGGCCUUUCUGUACCUUCCGGGCGGCAAACACCAGCUCCUGACAACCCCGCAGCUGCCCCCGGCUGCAGAUCCAUGCAUUGCAGUGGCACCCAUACGAGCUGUGCCGACCUCAGUUACGAAGAGGACUUUUGACUUGUCGAGUGUUAACUUCAGGGUAGGCUGCACGCUCGACGAUGUCCUGCCCUUCUUUCGUUCUGCACAAUGGCAUUUGUCACGGUACAUUCCAGCAGAAAUCCCAUUGCCAGAUGUUGCAGAGAUAUUUCGGCAUCUUUCCCAGUUCCACUCACCUGCAGACAUUGCCCAGCUCCUAAUCUCCCUUGAUUGCAUUGAGCUCUUCACUGAUGGGUCAUUCGAUGGCUCACUCAGCAGUUGGGCCUUCUUAGUCUUGGGUUGGAAGUCUGGGCACCUGCAUGUGCUUGGUUGGGCUGCAGGCCAGGUCAUUAUUGAUAACUCCUCGGAAGGCUAUAUUGGUGCCACGUGCCACGAUGCCCUACGAGGCGAAGCCUGCGCUCUCUUCUGGGCCAUGACCUGGCUAGUUCAAGGUCCCAAAGGCAUCCCCAUACACAUUUGGUCAGACUGUCUUGUUGCACUCAACCAAGCCAACGGACACUUUGGGUUCCCGGCAGGAUGCAGGUUGACACAAGGAAUCCGUGCCCUUCAUCAGGCCCUUGUCUCUUCUGCUGUAUGUGUUCGGGAUGUGCACCAUGUCCGAUCUCAUCAGGGCCAUCCGGCCAAUGAGUGUGUAGAUGGGCUUGCAAAAUGGGCGUGUAGGCACCAAGGCUGCCCCAUUAGCCCUUUCCAGUCUGGCAUCGCGGAGUCUCUCCAGAAGGGUCACCUUGACUGGUGGUGGCUUCUGCUUGAAUCAGUCCACAACCCUUCGGCAUGGCCUCAACACUUUGGUCAGGAUUUGGUUGACAAGGACCGAUUCUUUGAUGCCGAACCCCCGACAGAAGCUGAAAGUCGGGCGUGGCUGGGCCUGCCGGAGAAUGAUGGUUCAGGCACUGCAUCAGACUUUGUCUCGUUUCGGCUCCGCCUUCUCACAGUCAACGUUCAGACUCUCGCAUCGUCGGAGGAGAACAUGCCACAACACCCCGAUGUGCCCUUCGCAGGGCGUGCAGCCUAUUUGCGCGAGCAGUGUGAUCACCAUGCAAUCACAGUUGCUGCUUUGCAAGAAACACGCUCUCUUGCUUCGGAGACAAUUGAGUCUCGUAGCCAUAUACGCCUAUGCUCAGGACGCGACGAGCAAGGCAUGUUUGGCACAGAACUGUGGUUUGCAAAGACGCUGCCGCUCACUACUUGUCAGCACAGCCCUAUGCGUGUGCAGCUUGCCGACCUCCUCGUCGUUCACGCCGACCCGAGAUCGCUCUUUGUACGCCUGAGUCGCCGAGGUUUUCAGGUCUUGUUCAUCGGCAUUCACGCGCCAACAGUUGCCUCACCUGCCCGAGAAUCAUGGUGGCGCGAUUUGGCAGAACGUGUGUCUAGGACAAGCCGCGGCUGUCAUGUCGUACUUUUAGGCGACUUCAAUGUCCACUUUGACACGUCGAUUGCCCAUAGGAUUGGGGAUCUGUUAGUGCCGGGGCAGGGCGGAAUUCCAGCUGGUCUUAGACUCCUCCUCGACCGACAUGACCUUUGGAUUCCCAGCACAUUUCGACAGUGUCACCACGGACCCACCACAACGUGGAUUGCCCCGCGGGGUAAUAGUUCGUCACGCAUAGACUACAUCGCAGUCCCCUCUUCCUGGGGAGCAGGUCCUGGAUCCUCACAGGUGCACCAUGACCUCGAUUGGGGACAAUCACAUGUAGACCAUUUCCCUGUGCGCUUAGAUACUGCCUUCUUUGGGCAGUUAGUCGCGCAGCCUGCUAUCCGCUCCUGUGCCGUUGACAGGGAUGCGCUUGCGACGCCUGAAGGUCAGGCCACCCUGGCUGCCAUCUGGCAAGGCGCCCCGGUUCCCUCUUGGAACACCAAUGUACAUCGGCAUUGGCAGAUUCUAGAAAAAUAUCUUCAGCAAUCACUUGCCAAAGCCUUCCCGGCUAAAAGAGGACCGUGUCGCUCAUCUUACUUUAGUACAGACACUUGGCUCCUCCGCCAACGCCGGGUCUGGCUCCGCAGGCAAAUUCUCAGGUUGCGUCAAGGUAUCUCUCUUGCGUCAGUCCGUGGCGCAAUCUACACCUGGCGCAGAGAAGUACGGGCUGGCAUCGGCCAGCUAUGUGCGUACAUAAGGUCCGCCGCCCUCCUCCGACUGCUGCAGGGAACUGCCAAGGACAUCAAAGAUACCAAGCAGGCCCUCAGGCGAGCAAUUCGCAAAGACCAGAGCGACAGGAUCGACCAGGCUGCACGUGAUGCUGUCUCUGCCCCUGUCUCAGAGGUAGUAUCUGCACUACGACCUCUGUUGGGUCCGCCGAAACGGCGUCGUCGCGACAAACAAAGCCUUCCCAUGGUCCAAGACGCUACAGGCGCUCCAGCUGCCACACCGGCUGAGGCAGAGUCCAUCUGGAUUCGACACUUCGCGGGUCUGGAAGAUGGCAGGAUUGUCCAGCCUCAGGAACUAGCUCGUUCUUGUUUUGCGCAGCAACAGGCCCGUGACCUGGACGAGUACCACAUAGCCUGCCAGGACCUGCCCACUCGCUGGGAACUAGAGAACUCCCUUCGGGCGACCCGUGUCGGCAGGGCAGCCGGAGUCGACGGUUUGCCUGGCGAAAUCAUUCAUUUUGCUGCAGCUUCCGCCUCCCGGCCACUUGCUCUGUUGGCGCUCAAGAUUGGAAUGAGAGUUGCCGAGCCGCUUUCCUUCAAGGGAGGGGCACUACAGACAGUCUGGAAAGGCAAGCUAUCCCCUCUGCAACCAGAGGCACAUCGUGGCAUUCUGGUCUCCUCCUGCAUAGGGAAAUCCCUGCAUCGGGCGGUUAGGGCGAGAGCCACGGCUCCUCUCGCCAGUAUCUCCUCCCCCCUGCAAAUUGGAGGUCUGCCUUGCAUGCCAGUCACUCUUGCUUCCCAGGCAAUUCGCCUCUUCCAAAGCGGCUCCCAACGCCGACACUUCAGCUAUUCCUUGGUGUUUUUGGACCUCCGCGAGGCCUUUUACCGCGUCAUUCGGCCUCUGUUUACAGGAUCUGGUUUCAAUGAUGAACACUUCGCCGCUGUAGCAGCUCGGUUGAAGUUGGCACCUGAUGUGCUAUCAGUCUUGCACCGGCAUCUACAGACAGAGUCCAUUCCUCAGUCUGCCGGUGCAGCUCCCUGGACUUUCAUGUCUCUGUCGGAAAUUUUAGAUUCGACUUGGUUCAGAUUCCGUAGGGGACGGGACAUCGUUCAGACUGGUGUCGGAAGCCGCCCGGGAGACAACUGUGCAGACAUUGUUUUUGGGUACCUUUUUGCUUGUGUGCUCCGUGAGCUCAAGCAGGAACUCCUGCAACAGAACAUCUUGGUGCACCUCCCUUGGGACCCGACAUGGAUAGGACAAGUAGCUUCGCCCAGCCAAUACAGCUCGGCUGACCCGAUCCUGCCCAUAAUGGAUUCCACCUGGAUGGAUGACCUAUCUCUCAUGAUCAAGACUCGUCGGGCAGUUGAUCUCCCAGAGGCCACAAGUGCAGCCGUGCGGGCACUUGUCGACUGCUGCAUGAGCAGGGGCCUUAUCCCAAACUUUUCCCGUGGGAAAACGGAGGUUGUCAUGGUUCCAACAGGGCCAGGAUCGCGAGCGGUGCGUGCCCGAACCUUUCGGGACUCCGACCCGUGCCUCCGAAUAUCCUCGGCACACCUUGGACCUAUCUCGGUUCGCCUGGUCACACAGUAUCGCCAUCUUGGUGGUUUGAUACAUCACACAGGACGCACCCUGCGUGAGGCCAGACAUCGCAUUGCCAUGGCCAAUGAAGCAUUUCAGAAGCACAGGAAAAAGAUCUUCCAGUCUCCCUUGGUGCCUUUUCGCAGCAAGGCAAUACUGUAUGAGUCGCUUGUGCUGUCCGUUCUCCUGCAUGGAGCUGGUACCUGGAUUCAGGUGGAUGCGGCCACCGUCCGUGCUUUGGCCAAUGCCCACACGCUCAUGGCUGCCAAAAUGCUACGUCCCAUGUACUCCUUCGAGGAGGCGCUCCAUCAGGGGCCGGCCCGUGUGAUUGCUCUUUUGGGCCUGCCCUCCAUGCCGGUCCUCUUACAUGUCUCCCGGCUUCGACAGCUCUUGCCAUGCGUCCGCCUUGGGGUUGCUGAAAUCUGGGCUCUGGCUCACUGGGAUGGCAAGUGGUUGGAGGAGGUCCGCGACUCGCUUGCCUGGCUUGCCGGACUGGUGGACCAGGAAAGCCGGCCAUGGACUAGUUGCUGGCAGGACUGGCUCCAGUUGAUGUGGGAGCAUCCGGGACGUUGGAAGAAUCUGCUGCGGAGGGCACAAGCCCAAGCGGUCCGUCUGGAGGCCUGGACUGCGGCUCGCCAGUACAGUGCCGGCCUUCUUGUCCGCCAACUGCGACGACUCGGAGGCACUCUCACAAGUCCUUCCGUUGACAGUGCCGAUGCCCGACACUGUUGUGCUCCGUGCCGCAAAAUCUUUGCCAGCUAUGCUCAAUGGAGCCUGCACGCCUUCAAGGCACACCACAGAGUCAUGGAGGGCAAGACUCAAGCACCGGUCUUACAAGCUGAAGGUCCGCGCCUUCCCAUGGCAGUUCUAGACGUUGAGGAGGAGCGCCACAGGCCGGUGGCAGAGAUCCUAGAGUGCCUCUCACUCCUGGAUUUCGACGGUGCCUUGUUGCGAAUUUCGGAUUCUGCGCUUUGGGACAGACUCCGAACGGCAUUUUCAUGUGUGUGUGCCUCAUCCGACCGCCUUCGGAUCACGGUCACUUCUUGGCCGCAAGUCACCAGCAUGUGCUACCCACAGGCUCGCCGACGACUGCAAGGGUGCCUCGCAUGGCUUCUUCAAGCUGACUUGGUGGAUUGGCUUGUCCCUGAUCCGGUAGCCUCCCAACCUCAGCCUUAUACGUUCAAGGAUGCGGAGACUUCUCUCUGCAUGUUGGAUUUGAUUGCCAUUCCGGCUCCCGACAUCUCAACCUUGGAUGGUCGCACGGCUUGUGUGGUUGCUCCGAGUGCUUGGGAGGCACGUUCUGACUUGGUCUUUGGUACCAACUCAGUGUUCUUCUCCCACGAGGAAUGCAUUGCACAGGUGGAGGCAGGUGCCCUACCGUCAUUCUUUGAUGGUCCCUUCACCGAUGUCUGUUUCUUCCUCGUGUUGGCAGGGCUGGAUAGCCUUGAGAUGCCUUGUCCUCUUGAUGCCCCCUCCUCAGGGUUUCAGAACAGUCUCUCAUCGGCCAGCUUUGCCGGAGAUCUGCUCCGUUUCUUUGUGUCCCUGCUUUACCGGGGAAUUCCUGCUUUCGUUGCACUCACAGGAUACUCGGACGGCCACAAGAACGGGGACCAGGCAGGAGGCAAAGGAUCCGAUGCAGCAAAUCCAUCCGUUUUGACAGACACGAUCUGUUUGAUUCCUGGCAGCGCGCCGGUGACACGCGUCGAGGACGCCCCAGGAAAUGCGCGUCGGAUCUACACUGGCAUCGACAUCCGUGCAAGCGUGAACGAUGUUUGGGAGGUGCUUACCGACUACGAGGGCCUGGCCCACGUGGUGCCCAAUCUGGCCGAGAACUCCAUCGUGGAGGGCCCAGAUCGGCACGGUGGUGCUCGCUUGUGGCAAAUAGGACAGGCAUCGUGGACGAUUUGUGGCAAGACUUUCUACUUCCAAGCUGGGAUGACGCUGGAUGUUCGAUUGCACCCCGAAGGAGUUUGCAGAUCUGGCGUGAAGGUUUGCGGGGAAAGAAUGGAUGCGGCUCACAUGUUGAGCUCAGAGGUCAGAGCCCAUGGCAGAAAAGAGAAGCUCAUCCGGGACGUUUUUCCCAGGCCAUUCUCGGUUGCGGCUGUUGGAGUUCCGGUUCGAGAUAUCACCAUGCAAAACGUCCUCGGCGCACGUGGGGACUUCGUGCAUUACCAGGGUGUUUGGCGACUGCAGCCUCUCCAGGGAUGCGCCGGACCAGGAGAGGAGAUGAUGCGUCUGACAUUUGCAGUCGAAUGCCAGCCGCAUUGGUUUCUCCCGGUCGCGCCAGUCGAGGGGCGCAUCGCCACGGCCCUCGCCCAGAACAUGGAGGCGAUCCGCGACUUCGUGGAGGAACGGCUUGAUGGCAUGGAGUCGGUCACGGCAGCGUCACAGCCUCUAGGGCCCGAAACGGCCCGCAAUGUGGGACACUCCCGUCUGCCCUCACAGUCUGAGUCGGCGUGGCCCCAGCUGCCCCAGGAAGUGGAUUCCCUAGCGCGGGCAGCGCACUCCUUGUGGGAUUCGUUGUUUCCUGACACUGCCCCGCCUCAGCCACAGCCUGCACUUGGCGUCCGCUGCUUCGCGCCGAGGACGCCUGCUGGCAAAGGUUCCCGCUUUAGUGGAAUGGUGGCCGCGCACAGCCGGGCACAUGCACAGCCUCGAACAAGACGGCGGGCCACGGCAGCAGAGCUUUGGUGUAUGACGGAAGCCGUCGCAGAUGCCUUGAACCGUGCAGAGAUGCGGCUUAUGGAGCGUGCCGAGGUCGGAGUCGUAUCGGAAAAUGCUGCCGGAGCCCUGAGCUCCAUUGCUGCCAGCAUGGUAGAGGCAUCGGCCCCCCUAGCUGCGACGGCGGAGACCGCUGCGAUCACAGUGGCAGGACUGGAGGCCGAGACAGUGCUUACCGCAUCUGCAGUGGCUGCUGUGGCUGCCAUUGCUGCCAGGUCGGCUGCCCAAAGGAGAGUUGAGGAGGCAGAGCUGGAGCUGUCGAAUCAGGACCACACCGUGCCUCUUCAGAAUGCCUGGCGGGCAGUGCUUCGACAGCACCCGGAGGCGGUCCUAGACAGCAACUUCUUGGGUGAGCCCUUCGGCUUCGAGGAAGUGAAGCAGCGAUGGCCUCGCCUGGUGCAAACUUUGGGCGUCUCGGAAGAGCAGGCUUUGAAGAUCAUCGAGGCGGAUGCGACCCCUCUUCUGGUAGAGUCCGAUGCCGUCUCCGAAGUCUUGGCUCGCCUGGCUGCGAUCAGCUCAAGAGAGAAGGCCCUGGAGCUCGUGCAUCGUAGCCCUUCUCUCCUGGCUGCUGCGAUGAGUGGGAAGGCGAAAAAUGGCAUAGCAGUUUCCACGCUGGUCGACAUGCUCUACGCAGGUCGCUUGUACAAGGUGCUGGAAGAAGAGGGGCGGUCCAAUGCGGGCAAGUUAGCCGAAAUCGAGCUGUAUGCGAACCUGCUGUCUGCCUUUCGGCCUUGUGUGGAUCUCGUCCUCUCGGGCCACACGGCCAGAGAUGCAAAGGAUGCCACCAGGAGGAUCUUCCGAUCGCUGCAGGACUGCGCGCCAAACGAUGCCAUUCGAGUCCUGCUCCAACGGGUUGCCGCUGCCGCAGAUCCAUGGGCCUACCUGGCUGACCAGACACGGGCAGGCUUCUCGAUUGGAAGCCGGUUGGUGGUGGAGCCAUCUCUGACCAAGAAGAUUCUUCCGCAUUCCACUUCAAUCGUGAGCCAUCUUCCCUCCAUCUACACCCGGCUGUCCAUUCUUGGCCCUCAUGUGCCCGGUAUCGUCCGAAUUUUGGAUCAGUACCUGGACAUCGUUGAGCCGCAUUUGGACCGAAUUAUGGAAAGAAUGGACCGGAUCGAGCCGCACUUGCCAUACAUCCUGCUGCACCUGGAUGUGCUGGCAAAGCACUGUGGGCCUUUAUUGGACCACUUCGACUUGCUUAUGCCCUAUGCAGAACUAGGUCGUGAUCGCAAUCUUCCAAACUUGGACCAAUGCUUUGACGAGCCGCAAGUUGCGAAGAUGGAGGAGUGUCUCGUGGACAACCUUGUGGACAACUGGGAAGGCUCUGCGGCAGCACGCGUCGAGGAGAACUCGUACCUCCCCAAGCUGCUGCCAUAUGUGGACUACCUGAUCCCGCGACUUGACCAGCUGGCUCCACACCUGCCCCUUGCCCAUCCGCACUUACCCUAUGUCCUCCCGUUCAUGGAUGACCUGCUGCCAUACAUCGAGCGCUUCGUUCGCUUUCCCCAGGUAUCGAAGAAUGCCGAUGUCCUCGUUGGAUACCUUGGAUGGCUUCUUAGAGUACCCUUGAUCCCCAGGAUCUUGAAGUUGCCCCUGGUGCCUCGCAUCAUCGCUUGGAUCAGCGUGCGCCUUCCGCGCAGACCUCAGACUUACGGUUCUUCGAUUUCUUUGUGGUGA